GCACUAUGGGAAAGGGACGGAAAGUCCAGUGAGCCAUACUUCAUUUGCUAAGCAAGUUCCAGAUAUGGUGGUGGCGUGAAGCAGAGAAACGAGCCUGGGAAGGGACGCCAGGUGCCGGUGAGGCCGGAUGGAAACCCCUCAAGCCAAAACCAUGGCAGCGCGGAAAGCUCGGAAGCACCGGCCACUGGAGGCGGAAGCUGGGCUGGCGGAGGAGGAAGGUUAUGGCGCGCGGGGCACUGUGGGACACUGUGUGGGCAACGCGGGCCGCGACGGAAGCCUCAUUGGGUCAGACCGUGGCGACGCGGGAAGUCCGGACGCCGUAGCUGCCUGAAGAGGAGGUACGAGGCCUGGGCCCCGGCCGCGGCAAUGGCGGAGAGGCCCGAGGACCUGAACUUGCCCAAUGCCGUCAUCACCAGGAUCAUCAAGGAGGCGCUCCCGGACGGUGUCAGCAUCUCCAAGGAGGCCCGGAGCGCCAUCUCCCGCGCCGCCAGCGUCUUCGUGCUGUACGCCACAUCCUGUGCCAACAACUUCGCGAUGAAAGGGAAACGCAAGACACUGAAUGCCAGCGAUGUGCUCUCCGCCAUGGAGGAGAUGGAGUUUCAGCGGUUCGUGACCCCGUUAAAAGAAGCUCUGGAAGCUUACAGGAGGGAGCAGAAAGGCAAGAAGGAAGCUUCAGAGCAAAAGAAGAAGGACAAAGACAAAAAAACAGAUUCAGAAGAGCAAGACAAGAGCAGGGAUGAGGACAACGAUGAAGAUGAGGAAAGGCUGGAGGAAGAAGAACAGAAUGAAGAGGAGGAAGUGGACAACUGAAGAGGAUGGGGAGACGCAGCUCGGAAGAGCACAGGCUCCGGACGCGCAGGCUCAGCGACCAUGGCUCACGGGCCCAGCCGCUCCGUGGCAUGUGGGAUCUUCCCGGACCGGGGCACGAACCGGUGUCCCCUGCAUUGGCAGGCGGACUCUCAACCACUGCGCCACCAGGGAAGCCCUAAUCUCAUGUCUCUUAAAAAUGAUUUUGUAAACCUCUCUGAACCAUAAGGGAAAUCUGAUGGUGCUCAGGAAUCUAAUUCCUCCCGUAACCCAUCCCCUUUAACCGCUUCUGAAGUAUCUCUAUUGACCUUUCCUAGUUUUCUUCUCUUUCCAUUUGGUGCUUCGAGCACUUUUUUGUUCGUCUCUAAGUUGAGUGCUUGGAGGUUGAAAGGUAGUGAAAUGUAGUGUGACACUGUUAAUUUGUUAAAUGAAUACAGUGGAAAGUUUGUUGAUAAAUGAAUGAAGAAUAUUGAGAAAAUUAUAAUGCUUUGUAUAAAUAAAAAUUCCUGUUAAAAGUGA
This is a messenger RNA of Mesoplodon densirostris (Blainville's beaked whale), 1326 nucleotides long. RefSeq names its product DNA polymerase epsilon 3, accessory subunit (gene POLE3). NCBI's taxonomy places the organism in Eukaryota, Metazoa, Chordata, Mammalia, Artiodactyla, Ziphiidae. Gene Ontology annotation, molecular function: protein heterodimerization activity; chromatin DNA binding. The transcript has 5 exons. Gene Ontology annotation, cellular component: epsilon DNA polymerase complex; CHRAC. Gene Ontology annotation, biological process: DNA damage response; leading strand elongation; heterochromatin formation. The record is from RefSeq and is a predicted model, not a curated record. Bases 367 to 810 code for a protein of 147 amino acids.